GGCCGGGCCGGCCGCACCUGGCGCUCCUGCUCCCCGGCGGACGCGGUGCGCACAGCGCUCACUGCGGGAGCCGGAGCCCCGGAGCAGAGGUGCGGAAGCCCGCACCCACGGCGGGAGGGCGGCGGCGCGGCCGGAGCCAACUCGGGAGCGAGCGGAGCCGCCAUGGCCGAGUUCCCGUCGAAAGUGAGCACGCGGACCAGCAGCCCCGCACAGGGUGCGGGUGCCUCGGCGUCUGCGCUGCGCCCGGACCUGGGCUUCGUGCGCUCCAGCUUCGGGGUGCUCAUGCUGCUGCAGCUGGUCCUGGGGCUGCUGGUGUGGGCCCUGAUUGCUGACACCCCAUACCACCUGUACCCGGCCUAUGGCUGGGUGAUGUUCGUUGCUGUCUUUCUCUGGCUGGUGACAAUCAUCUUCUUCAUCAUCUACCUGUUUCAGCUGCACAUGAAGUUAUACAUGGUGCCCUGGCCGUUGGUGUUCAUGAUCUUUAAUGUCACUGCCACGGUUCUCUACAUCACUGCCUUCAUCACGUGCUCUGCAGCAGUGAACCAGACGUCCCUGAAGGGCUCCCGGCAGUAUAACCAGCACUCGGCUGCCUCUUUCUUCGCCUGUCUGGUGAUGAUCGCCUACGGAGUGAGCACGUUCUUCAGCUUCCAGGCCUGGCGAGGAGUGGGGAGCAACGCCGCCACCAGUCAGAUGGCUGGGGGCUACGCCUAGAGCACCCAUGUCGUGGCCCACCCUGGGGCCGAAGCUGCCGCGGGGUCACUGUGCAGGGGCCCUCGAGCCCGAGGCGGAGCCCUGCAUAGAGUCAGCCCGGUGGGGCUGCACCUGCUCCCCUCCCUGCUCUCCCAGGUUGACCAAGGACACAGGCCUAAAGUGGCAGUGGUGGCUGGCAAGGGCCAACAGCUGCAGCCUCUUCCCCAGCCCGCUUCUUCAGCUUCUGCAGCAGAAGGUGAUGGGGGAUGUGAUGCCUCCGAGGACUUCAGCAGCCACGGCUGUGCCCACCCUUCUCACCAGCACUAAACACACUAAUGAGGACUCAGACCUGCAGCCCUGACUCACCCUAGUAUGAGCCUAACAAGCCACUCUGACUUACCUCAGUCUUUGUUCCAGGAGAGCUGAGCGAGCGCACAAACCGUCCCUUCUGACCCUCCCCUCCCCACAGCCAACCUGUCACCUGUAGGGAGACGUUUCUAGGAAGAUAGGGUUUCAGACAUCCUGGCUAUUUAACAAAUCGGUUUUAAGCACCUUCUCGCUGACGUCAAACCUCUCUGGGUUCCCCUCCCUCAGCCAGUUCCUGACUUGUAAUUUUCCCUUUGGGAAAAGCCAACAUCAUGGUGAUCGCUUCCCUCUUGCUGUUGAUUAGUCACAUGGGACAUGGAGGGAGGGAAGCAGCACUUUGCCUGGCGAGCUGUUGGUUGGUCAUGACUUUGUUGUAUUUUUUUUUACAAAAAUAAAGAUGGAAGAACUCAUUUGGAAAAGAU
Chinchilla lanigera (long-tailed chinchilla) is the source of this 1478-nucleotide messenger RNA. RefSeq names its product plasmolipin (gene Pllp). The transcript is spliced from 4 exons. The coding region runs from base 163 to 711 and encodes 182 amino acids. Gene Ontology annotation, molecular function: structural constituent of myelin sheath. Gene Ontology annotation, biological process: myelination. Gene Ontology annotation, cellular component: membrane. NCBI's taxonomy places the organism in Eukaryota, Metazoa, Chordata, Mammalia, Rodentia, Chinchillidae. The record is from RefSeq and is a predicted model, not a curated record.